GAUGCAGAGGAUGGCGUGUCUUUCGUUGACGCUUUUGAUGGGCCUUCUCCACCAGGGGACUUUCGAAGAACCCAGUCUACAUUUGCACAAGCGCUGCACCGCCUUGACUCAUCGCUGUCGGCAGCAGCUGCCAUCAGCCGCCAUCUUCCCCACAGCUCCCGGCGGAUGGGUGGCCGCAACGUCUCAUCACUGGUCCAGCUGGACCAGACGACACGAGAAGUGGAGCUGAGAAAAGGCGCGGCCCACGAUUGGCCGACGCUUCAUGUGGAUAACGUCGAUUUCACUGAGGCUUUCAAGAUCCUGACUAUUCAGGGCAUGACGUUUAUCGCAGCUCGUGAGCUGCUCAAGGUCAACCAGGAGACCAAGGAGGUGCAGCGAUGGAAAGACGCUCUGACAUCGAAAAGAGUGGACACGGGCCUGGUGCCCCUCCCGGACCAUGAGGCACCCGUCUACUCCGAAGGGUAUGGAUGCAUCACUCAUGCACAGCGACCCACUCACCACUCUCGUGAAUGUAUGCAGCUUUGGCGUUCGUUUCUCGGGUGGUGAUAGCGGCAACAGCGGGCCAUUCCUGGUCACCGAAGAAUCGUCAUUUUACGUCGGCAAGAACCUACAGAUUCUUGAGCCGGGCUUUACCGUCUUCCUCUAUCUGAACUUUGCACAAGAGGGUAUGAAUAGGGAGACCAUUCUCUUCGACAGCCAAACAGGUGGGGCAGGAGCACGGAGACAUGGAUGAGCGGGGCACCUGCAAUCCGUCCUGCUGGUGCUCGCACUGAUGCAGGGUUCAAAAUCUUCACUGCUCCCGAUCCAAAGAAACGUAUCGGCCACAUGCUGUUUGGUGUCUUGAUCGGCAAGACGGAAGGGACCAAGCAGCAGCGCAUCUUCGUGGAGGCGUGCUGGGGGAGGCCGACUCUCUACACUGUGGCCAUCAACCCCCACUCCACAGGACGACUCAAGGUAGGCAGGCCGAUACACACACGCCCACAAAGAGAUCGUUUCAUUUCUUCUGUGGCCUGUCUGCCUGCGCAUGCACAGGUGACUAUACUACGUGAGAAGGACGACUUGUUGGGCCCUCAGGGUCUGGUCAACCUCGACGAGACCGACGCUGAGCUGUCCAAGCCAGGGCGCUUCUACAUCGGAGCCGAUGAGCAGGGCUCCCACUGCUUUCACGGUUCUCUGCAGGUGAUGGUGGUGCAAUUUCGCGGCUUCAGCAAAACCCAACUUGUGCAAGCCAUUGACGAGAUCGAGCAGACAAUCUUGGGUACGGAUGCUGAUCAAUGGGGACACACAUGGAUGGAUCCAUGCGUCGCUUCUUGCAGUUCGAAAGGAUGUGUGCGGUGAUGGUGUCGUGGGUGGCAUGGAGGAGUGCGACGGAGACGACAACUGCUCAUGCAACUGCCAAAGUGCGAUAGAACACGUUUCACGUGUAUGCGUGUUGUUCUCACACCGCACGCCUCCCUGCCUGUUUGCAGAGAUGUGUCCCCCCUGGCCCCAGUACGAGGGUAAACACAAGUUCCUCGACAAGCACCUCAAGCUCGUGGCCGGCGCGGGGUCCACUGGCCGCGAGGUGGGCGACUACCGCUACAUCGAGUGCCAGCAGGGAUUCACGUCGGCAUUCCGCUUCCUUCAUAAAGAGACCAUCACGUGUGAGGAGGGCGGCAACUGGGCACACCCCCUGCUCACGUGCCAGCGGAACUGCCCCACCAAAUUCAGUGAUGCCGACCCCCGCAACCAUCAAUAUUUGGUGGCGGGGCCGACGGAGGAGAGGCGGCAUGGGACGCACCUGACUGUGAGCUGCAAGGCUCGGUUUACAACAGCUGAGGGGGUGCCUGACAAGCCGCGGGUCGUCAAGUGCCUCAAUGGACACUGGACCAACCCUGGACUGCAGUGCUUCGGUACGGUACAGACACACACCAGAUUAGCCAGCUCACAGUGCACGAAUCGUGUCCACUGCAGCUGACUGUCCCGAGUACGCCGAUCUUGGCCAGAAUCUCUAUCGAGUGGAACCUGAGCGGGGCAAGGGGCCGCUGCGGCAUGGCUCCAUCCGCAACAUCACCUGCGUUCCCCCGGCUGUUCCCAGCGGCAACUCGUCUUACGCCAUUGUCUACUGCCUGCACGGACGAUGGCAAACCAGACAAUUCAGCUGCGAAAGUGAGUGACCGACAGACAGCACUGGAUUGCCAUCUUCAUCCAUGAGUGUACGUGUGUAUGCUGCAGUGCGCUGCCGCACCUACGGGCGUCCGCCGCCGCCCUACCGCAUUGUGCGGACGUCCAAGAGUGACUUCUCUGUGAAGCCCCCCAAGCACAACCUGAUGGAGCUGACGUACAACGGCGACUGGAUCGACGUCGGUUGCAACCCCGACGAGAGCGCACCGGCCUGCCGCAAUGAGGGCAAGAACUGCUCGGGCGACCCCACACGCAUCUGGUGUCUCGGCGGCAUGUGGACACAAAACAAUCUGCAGUGCCUCUGUGAGCUGCCUGCCCGACACAGACAGACAGGAUGAGCUCCAACCAAUCGAUGUGUCUUACGUUGUGUUGUGUGGUCGGCCUGGGCUGCUUCAGACAAUUGCCCGCCAUUUGAGGAGUUCCCUUUAAUGAACACCAAGGGCCACAGCGGGCUGCCCGACCGCUACCGCCUCCAAUUCGGCGGCAACAAACACGGCGACUUCUCCAAACUGUUCUGCAAUAACGGCUACUCGUCGGCCACAGCGGGCAUGGAGUUUCAGACCAUCAAGUGCUGGAAUGGCACAUACGAUACUGUCGGCCUCGAUUGCCGCGCCGACUGCGCAACGCCUCCCCGGCUGCCGGAAAAGGGCUACAGACUCACCGGGACUGGCAUACGACAUAACGACAAACGGGUGCUGGAGUGUGAUGCCAGCGCUGGAUACGCCAGUAUAUCUGAGGUCAAGUUGGAGAACAUCACCUGCAUCGACGGCAUCUUCACGGGCCGGACGCUGCAGUGUCGCCAGGAAUGCCCGAAGGGCUACCUUGUGUACCUCAUUGCAACCGGAUACAAGCUGCAGAGGCUCAGCCGCCUACAUCCGCCGGCCAACGCCAGCGAGACGGAGGCUGGCGGGAACGCCACUGAGCUAUCGGGUGGGGGCGACCAGACGUUGGCCAGCCAGUUAUCCGAGGCAGAGACCGGCUUGAAGAAGCAUGCCGACAUUGACGAAACGAAAUACGACAUGGUCAACCUGACGGUCAGCAAUCUCCCUCUCACAUUGCGCCCAAACACAGAAAUAUCGGCGAGGUAAACGAAGAGCUUUCCAAUACAGGAGACACAGGAGACAAGGCACCUGACCCCACUUUGUUGGCGCAUGCAGGUGCGACAUCGAAGCGGGUUAUUCGCCAGCUGAUUUGACGCCAACGUCAAGCGACGAGGCCAUCCAGACGAGGGAGCCAGUGCGCGUCAUCUGUCUCGGCAGCGACGAUCCCAUGCUAGCGUUCUCGAAGCUCAGCCUGGAAUGUGCUGGUCAGUAUGCUGUGAUCAUCCCGUCCAAAGGAUAGAUACCACCCACAUGUGUGUGAUGCUGUGCAGCAUCGUGUGACACUGCCCCGCUGAGGAAGCUCAACGAGGUGCCCAACUACCAGAUGGUGUGGUCCUUCCGAUGGGGCGAUCGCCGCGAGGUUGGCAAACUGUACAGCCCACAGGACAUCCUGGAAGGGGCCCUGCCGCCCCGCAUGUACCACAACGCCAUCGUGAGGAUGUCGUGUUCAGAGGGCUACGCGUCUCGCACGCUCAACGCCACGGGCUAUCCUGGCUCCGACCGCGACCGUCUCGAGUGUAUUAAGGGCAACUGGACCAAGAGAACCCUCACGUGCGCGGCGGCGUGCCCCGACUAUCCCGAGCUGCCGGCACAGUACAAAGUGGAGGCCUUCCCCGAAGCGGGGGCCAAGUUCCACGGGGCAAAGCGGUGGAUUCGAUGCGAUCCCGAGCUGUCGUCGUCGACCACUGACAUGCAGCAAGAUGAGGUGACGUGUGACAUGUGUCAACGGCUUCUGGACUCAGAAGAGCAUCGUCUGCAAAAGUCAGUGAGACAUACGUACACGCGAGCCGGCCAGCGGAGGCACGAUUACAUUGUCAUUUGUUGCCUUGUUGUCGAUGCAUCCGUGCAGAUCAGUGUCCCGAGAUCAAAACCGUCGAUGUUGA
This is a messenger RNA of Vitrella brassicaformis, 4147 nucleotides long. Lineage: Eukaryota; Vitrellaceae. The record is from the annotation of a GenBank genome assembly.